UUGUAAUGAAAACUUCUUAGAAGCCCCCCAAGAAUUUCAUAUUCCACUCACAGGCAAGCCGGUUUGUGAUGCAAUGAAGGCUUCGUUGAAGACUAGGUAUGACACCGACAAACGCGCCGCCGCCGCAACAGUGGCCGUCAAAGCCGGCGACCUCAAGCUCCGAGCUUCCAUGACUGACGCCACUGUCGUCAAAGGUCCCAGCUUAAACGGCUUAGCCCUCGCCGUUGAAAAACCCGGCUUCUUCAUCAUCGACUACAACGUCCCCAAAAAGGAUUUUAGGUUUCAGUUUAUGAACACAGUUAGGGUUGCAGAGAAACCAUUGAAUUUGACUUACAUUCACAGUAGAGGCGAUAACCGGACGAUACUGGACGGGACGUUGGUGUUCGAUUCGGCGAACAAGGUUUCGGCGAAUCACGUGCUUGGUUCGGGGAAUUGCAAAUUGAAGUAUAGUUAUGUGCAUCAAGGGGUGACCACGUUCGAGCCCAGCUACGAUUUGAACAAGAAUUCUUGGGAUUUUGCUGUGGCAAGGAGGGUUUAUGGUGAUGAUGUGUUUAGGGCUUCAUAUCAGACUUCGAGCAAGGCGUUGGGGCUCGAAUGGUCGAGGAAUUCGAAGUUAAAUGGGUGCUUUAAGAUUUCAGCUGCUGUCAAUUUAGGAGAGGAGCUAAUAAAAAUGCCAAAGUUAAGUGCCGAGACAACAUGGGAUUUUGAAAUGUGAUCUUUCUUUUCAUCCCCUGGUUUCAUUUGCCUGUUGUGAUCAUUCCAAUUUGGACAAACUAUCUGGCUCUAUAACCCCCAAGGCAGAAAAGACCUAUACUCCUGAACAUCAACUUUUGCACUUGUAUCUUUUAUAUUUAUGGUGAGCUGAUUACCUUGCUACAGCCGUCUCCGUAAGCAUUUUUUUUUAACAUCAAAAUGUUCUUCUCAUUCUUACUUGUGAACUUUUGGUCUCUAUUGUUGCAAAAUGUUGCAGAUGAUUUUAUAAACAUUGGCUCAGUAUCCUCUACAUUUUCUAUCAAUACAAUUCUUAUGUUCGGAAACC
Molecule: messenger RNA, 1039 nt
Organism: Camellia sinensis
Lineage: Eukaryota; Viridiplantae; Streptophyta; Magnoliopsida; Ericales; Theaceae
Source: RefSeq, a predicted model, not a curated record